AUGGGAGAUGCAAAUGCUAGAAAGGAAAUUGAGGAGACUUCUCAGAAUACUCCAAUUACCAAGGGAACUGCUCAUCUUGAGCAGACAUUGCUGAAAUUUCGGGAGGAAUUGGACCAAGUCCGGAACUUGCCAAUAUCAGGUGCAUCUGACUCAGAUGAUAAAGACUCCCUUAUCAGGAAUUUGGCCGCUGAACUCAAGAAGUUAGCCAGCCGGGUCCAGGGUGUCGAAGGUGAUCCCAAGGUCCAUCUAAGAAUGUAUUGUGAUAAGCUGGUAGGAGUUGGAAGGCACGAGAAGAUCCGCAUGAAGCUGUUCAUGAGGAGCCUGAAAGGCGAUGCCUUAUCUUGGUACAUCAGCCAGGAUUCAAAGAAAUGGACAAGUUGGGUGAGAAUGGCAUCCGAUUUUAUGGACCGAUUCAGGUUCAACACAAAGAACGCACCAGAUGUGUUAUACAUUCAAAAUUUGAAGAGGAAACCCACAGAAAGAGCAUAUGAACAGGGUCAAAAAUUCUCCGACAUCAUUAAGUUGGGAGAGAGGAUUGAAGAAGGUAUCAAGAAUGGUAUGGUCACUAAUCUCGAAGCUUUACAGGCCACCAACAAGGCCUUACAAUCUGGUGUCACGACAAAGAAAUGGGACGUGAAUUCUCUAAUGGCUGCGCAAAGAACCAAAUCCCCUAUGAAAUACCAAACAUAUCCCUCAACUCCACUCACAUAUCAACCUUCCCAAAAUUACAAAGCACCCUCACCCACAUACCAAAUUCCACCACCCGCCUACCAAUCACUUCCACCACCCAUAUAUCAACCCACUUCACCAAGAUAUUCCCAACCUGCACCUGUGUACCAAGCAUAUAACUCCCAACCUUCUCAUUCCCCAUCACCACCUACUCGCCAAAGCUUUCCUCGACCCAGACCAAAUUUCGACCGCAGACCUCCCAGAUAA
This is a messenger RNA of Nicotiana tabacum (common tobacco), 936 nucleotides long. The record is from RefSeq and is a predicted model, not a curated record. Lineage: Eukaryota; Viridiplantae; Streptophyta; Magnoliopsida; Solanales; Solanaceae.